Molecule: messenger RNA, 1986 nt
Organism: Exophiala dermatitidis NIH/UT8656
Lineage: Eukaryota; Fungi; Ascomycota; Eurotiomycetes; Chaetothyriales; Herpotrichiellaceae
Product: mitochondrial division protein 1
Exons: 3
Coding region: 1-1986 (661 amino acids)
Molecular function (GO): protein binding
Source: RefSeq, a predicted model, not a curated record
AUGCCUCCCAAACACGAAGACCGCAGGGAGAGGGGGAGGAUACCGUUCUGGACGCGACAGUUGGAAGCCUUUGGACGUAAGGUGACGGCAACGGCAAGCCAUCUUAUGGGCGACACCAGUUCGACGCACUACCCGACUGCAAUGACCAGCAUCUCUCGACAGAUGCGUCGCCCUGCAGUACAACGGGCUGUGUUCUCCUUCUCGCAGCAAGCUCCCUCCGAACUCGUGAGAGCAAAGCUCUCGACAAGCGAAAUAGCCCAUCGAGCCCUGACCUACAUUCCCGACGAACAAUUAGAAAAUAUACCGGAGGUUGACAACAGUUAUUCCUUAUUCCAAGGCUUUCAAGCCUCUCUUCCCGAAGGCGAAAGCGAGCAUCGUAAGGGACACCGGCGGCGGAGUUCAAAGCAGCACAAGCUGUUAGGUGCUGGAGAUGUCGAAGAAGAUGGCCCUCCAACUAUCCAGAACCUGAAGAAGAAUCGGAAUGCUGUCAACCAUAGAUUAGAAAUGAUGGCUGUGAGGAAGAACAUGUGCACGACCGAAAUCCGAGACAUAGACAAUAAGAUCGCCAACCUCCAAAAUGUCCGCCGGACCGUCCUUGAUCGACUCGCCGCACUCGAAAACGACGAAGCCGAGGUCGAGCAUGAAUUACUUGAACUCGACAACAAAAUCGAAGAAAUGCAGGAAGAACUCGAGGAACAGGGUGCAAUGGACCAAUCUACGAGCAGUCCCAAUGCUCCGCGUCCGGUGACACCCGAAUCAGAGUCAAUGGAUGCCUCCUUUAUGUCGCAGUCCAUCUACGAAAAGCUUCCCUCAUCUGCAUCACCAAAAUCCAAGCGACGGCCGACUUACGCAAAAAGAAAAUCCAUGCCAGUUCUACACGAGCACCUUGAACCCGGAUCACAUAUCAGAACAAUCCCGGCGCACAAUGAUAUAAUAUCUGCGUUGGACUUUGACCAACCCUUUGGUACCAUGGUUACAGCUGCGUUAGACGACACCGUGCGUGUCUGGGACUUGAAUCUGGGUCGUUGCAUGGGAUUUCUGGAAGGCCAUACUGCUUCCGUCAAGUGUCUUCAGGUUGAAGAUAACAUUGUGGCAACAGGUAGUCUAGAUGCAACCAUCAGGUUGUGGGAUCUCAGCCGUGCCAAGUACGAGCCUUAUGAACAUAAGAUACCAGAAAAUGGGGAGGAAGAUAAAGAGGAUGAGGAAGACGACGGACUUGGAUUUGGAAACGAACAUGAAGACGAGCCUCCGCCACCGCCUCCUGGCGCAAUGUCCGAAUGUCCUCUCUUCAUCCUUGAGGCUCAUGUCGACGAAGUGACGGCGCUGCAUUUCCGCGGCGACACACUUGUGUCUGGUUCGGCUGAUAAGACCAUUCGCCAAUGGGAUUUGGUCAAGGGACGAUGUGUGCAGACGUUGGAUGUAUUAUGGGCGGCUGCUCAGGCCAGUUCGACUAUCAACAGCACGGAACCACAAUGGCGGCCUACUGGACGAGCCACCGAUGCCGGAGCAGACUUUGUGGGUGCUUUGCAAUGCUUUGAUGCUGCGUUGGCCUGUGGCACCGCUGACGGGAUGGUCCGAUUAUGGGAUUUGAGAAGUGGACAAGUCCACAGGAGCCUGGUGGGACAUACAGGACCUGUGACUUGUUUGCAGUUUGAUGAUGUGCAUCUGGUAACUGGCAGUUUAGACAGGAGUGUUCGGAUUUGGGAUCUCCGGAUGGGAACCAUUUUCGAUGCCUACGCCUACGAUGCGCCGAUCACAAGCAUGAUGUUUGACGCUCGACAUAUCGUCUGUGCCGCGGGUGAAGACGUUGUCAAAGUGUAUGACAAGACCGAUGGCAAACACUGGGACUGCGGAGCAGGGGCAAGCUUGACCGUCGAAGACCGCAUGGCCGGUGCAAAGACCAGUAUUGUUGAGAAAGUUCGCCUGAAGGACGGGUACCUGAUCGAAGGGCGACGAGACGGUGAAGUCGGUAUCUGGACCUGUUGA